AUGAUUUCUCCAGCACUUGUCUUUUUCUCAAGUCUUCUUUGCCAUGUUGUUAUUGCAGGACGGACCUGUCCCAAGCCAGAUGACUUACCUUUUGCCGUAGUUGUUCCAUUAAAAUCAUUCUAUGACCCAGGAGAGCAGAUUACAUACUCCUGCCAGCCCGGUUAUGUGUCCCGGGGAGGGAUGAGACGGUUUACAUGCCCCCUCACCGGCAUGUGGCCCAUCAACACUCUGAAAUGUCUACCUAGAGUGUGUCCUUUUGCUGGAAUCUUAGAAAACGGAGCUGUGCGUUACACAACCUUUGAAUAUCCCAACAUGAUCAGCUUUGCUUGUAACCCUGGGUUUUAUCUGAAUGGAACUGAUUCUGCCCGAUGCACUGAGGAAGGAAGAUGGAGCCACGAGAUUCCUGUUUGUGCUCCUAUAACCUGUCCUCCACCAAUCGUACCUAAAUUCGCAAAACUUAGAGACUAUAAGCCAUCGGUUGGAAACCACUCUCUCUAUCGGGACACCGCAGUCUUCCAAUGCUUGCCACACCAUGCCAUGUUUGGAAAUGACACCAUUACCUGUACAACACAUGGAAAUUGGACUGUACUACCAGAAUGCAGGGAAGUAAAGUGUCCAUUUCCAUCAAGACCAGACAAUGGAUUUGUGAAGUACCCUGCAAAUCCACAACUUUACUACAAGGAUAAAGCCAAUUAUGGUUGCCAUGACACAUUUGUUCUGGACGGACCAGAAGAAGUAGAAUGUGGCAAAUAUGGGAACUGGUCUGCUCAGCCAAGUUGUAAAGCAUCUUGUAAAUUAUCUGUUAAAAAAGCCACUGUGCUUUUCCAAGGAGAGAAAGUAAAGCUCCAAGAGAGAUUUAAGAAUGGAAUGCUGCAUGGUGAAAAAGUUUCCUUCUUCUGCAAAAAUAAGGAAAAGAAGUGUAGUUACACAGAGGAUGCUCAGUGUGUGGAUGGCACCAUUGAAAUCCCCAAAUGCUUCAAGGAGCACAGUUCUUUGGCUUUCUGGAAAACCGAUGCAUCGGAUGUAAAGCCAUGUGAAAGCGAUUCAAAGAGAAAGUAUAUGCGUCAAAUCGUGGCUAGUAAUGAAUUCUGGCUUUUAGAUGAAUCCUUAUUACAAAGGGUAGGGGGCAACUUACUGGACAUCUACAGCUUUGCUUCUGUGAAAGCUACAGAAAAGUUCCAUACAUGA
Messenger RNA from Chrysochloris asiatica (Cape golden mole), 1188 nucleotides. RefSeq names its product apolipoprotein H (beta-2-glycoprotein I) (gene APOH). The transcript has 9 exons. The coding region runs from base 1 to 1188 and encodes 395 amino acids. The record is from RefSeq and is a predicted model, not a curated record. Lineage: Eukaryota; Metazoa; Chordata; Mammalia; Afrosoricida; Chrysochloridae.